Messenger RNA from Quercus lobata, 2974 nucleotides. RefSeq lists its product as uncharacterized. The record is from RefSeq and is a predicted model, not a curated record. The transcript is spliced from 3 exons. Bases 2007 to 2660 code for a protein of 217 amino acids. Lineage: Eukaryota; Viridiplantae; Streptophyta; Magnoliopsida; Fagales; Fagaceae.
GAUGAUGCACAAGAAUCAGUAGAUUGGAUGCUCCGGGCUACGGCGGUGGCUUGAUGACCUGAAGAGAAAAAAGAGACUGUCAAGAGUGAUCGGUGUGAACUGGUCAAUGACAAUAUGAUGGUUAAGUCAGUUUUCUCUUUAGAACACAAGGAUGGUGAAUUAGUGAGUAGUAGAACUUACCUUGGUUCAAUAAGACUUGAUCCUUUUAUAGAGAGUUAGGAAACUUGUUCGGAUCCACUAUCAUCAUGGGGGAUGUGUGGAGUUAAUGGAGAAAAUGGAGCGGAUUUUGGGGAAUCCUCCCCACAUUCUAGAAUGGCAGAUCGUGGUCUGAUUGCAUAGAACCUGUAGAAAGCUCCUUUGAAAUUGGCUAAGUGUUGUUUCGUUGUCCAUGCCCUUAUGCCAUGGACGACCAUCUUGAUUUGGACGAUCACGAUAUUCAUGGACGGACUUGGUUCAUGUUUGUGGUGCUUCUGUUGGGCUUCCUUCCUUAUAAAACGUUCUGGACGCGAUCUGGUCAUGGACGACUACCGUGGACGAACUAAACUUAAUUUGAACCCCCAUCAGUUCCCCCUUGUCCUUAUGUCAUCCAUAUCACUGUUACCUUGACACGUGGCGAUUUUUUUAUUGGUUGAAAGGAUUUUCCAAGUGGCAUGUCAGGGUGAUUUGGGAUCAGACGUCUUGGAUGUUGACACGUGGCGUAAUCCUAACAGUCCACAGGUUGUGUUGUUUCGUUCUUCAAAAAAUUGCCACGUGGCAUAUUCUGGUUUGCUCGCGUCAUUUUAGUGUCCCACCGUGUUGCCUAUAAAUAGGGGAAUACCUUUCCUACCCUCUCACAUUUCUCAUAUUUUCUUCUCUAACAUCAAUCGUCCUUCGCUCCUCGUCUAGAAGUUUUCUUCCAUCCUUAGUCCUCUUUAUUUAGAACCAAGUAUCCUCUUUUCUUCGUUUGUAGGUUUUCUUUAGAAUUCUUUACAAAAUGGCUGAGAUAGUAGUGUCUUCGUCUAGUGAUAGGGAUGAGAGAGAGAUAGACAAAUACCAGGAUGAGAGCAAUAGUAGUGAUAGCAGUAGUGAGAGUAAUAGUAGUGGUAGUGACUCUAUGGAUGAGCAGUACUCGUCUGGAGUCCUUGGAGUUCCCUUAAAGGUUCUUCAGGAGGAGUUGAGGCAGAGGGCAGCAUCUAGGUCAUUCGUUGGUCUGUCCACCAGUGCCCAACCAUCCUUCCCUUCCUCUAGUGAGGAGGAGGACAUUUUGUAUUGCUGCACCAUGGACAUUCCUUCAAAAAUAGAUGAGAAAAGGCUUUAUCCACUUAGGGAUAAAUACCAAAUCUCGGACGAGGUUAAUCCUCGUCUUGCCACUCCUGGUGAAUGGUGUUGUACCUCGAAUUCAGGGGUUGUCAUAUAUAAGGCUUACUUGUUAGGGGGUCUUAGGUUGCCUCUGAAUGCUUUUGCUAGGGAGCUUCUCCAUAGGUUAGGUAUAGGACUAAACCAACUCAACCCCGAUGCAUAGAGGAUCAUUGUGUCCAUACAAGUGCUAUGGAGAGAGGUUUUUGAUGGGAAUCAUCCUCUUACUGUGGAUGAGUUCUUAUAUUGUUAUAAACCCUUUGAAAUAAGCAAAUCUUUAGGUUUCUACUAGCUUUUAGCUAGGGGUUCUAGUUGUAGGUUAAUAAGGUCCCUUCCCUCGUUUGAUAAGAGGUGGAAGACGGUGUUCUUCUUCGUCUCUGGGUAUUGGGCAGGGAGCCCUGUUGAGGUAGGCAUGGACCUAUUUCCUCCUUACACCGGUGAGAUGGGUCAUCUGCGUUCCAAGGGACCUUCUAUUCCUUAGUGACGCUUCGCAGUCUAGCGACUUGGGGGCUUGGACUUGAACCUACAAAAGAAGCAUUAGCCCACAAGCUUACUACUCGUCAAUGUAAGUUAUUUAUUUUCUUACAAUUUUGCUUGUUCCUACUCAUUUAGUUCGUCUAGACUCUGAUGAACUAUGAAGGAAAAUAAGGGGAAAUGUCUUGCUGCUAGUGAUGAGGUUGUCCAAUUUAGGGACAGGGUCCCUAUCUGGACUCGUCCACCUGCUGGCCACAUUGAAGCUCGUCCCUCCAGCCUCAUUGGAAAAAAGGAAGACUGUGUCUAAGAAACUGGACAUAGGUAACCUUCCUAGCCGUCAAGGUAAUAAGAAGCAGAAGGUUGAUUCUUCGAUGCCGUCCACCACUCUUGUCGUGGUUCUUAACCCUGCCGCUCCUAUUGCUAAAUCUAUGGUCCCCAAGAUUGAUGCUUCCCUCACUCAUCCUGAUGCAAAACCGUCUAACCCUUCUCUUAAAGCCCCUCUUUCUGACGACGGUCCCUUGACUGUUCUAAGGAGUGAGAACCUAGCUUGGAAUAGUUUCAAGCAAGUGGUGAGAAAUGAGGACGUCUCCAUAUGCUACGAUAUGUCCAUCAAGGAAUUCGAGCAUUCCACAAUCCAUGAUCUCUUCAAGUUCAUGGCGGCGUCCAGGCAAGUCGUGUAUUUGGAUAAAGAGAGGAUCAGGAUGAAGACGAAGAUAAGGGACAUGGAGGAGUCAAGUCGUAAGGUUGGGGAGAGGAGGAAGUUGGGGGAUGAGGUGAAAGAGUUGAAGAACCUUGCUGAGGAGUUGAAGGUGGACAUUGUCGAGAAGGAUACUUGCCUGGACCAUCUUUAGAAGCAGAAUGACGAGCUCAGAUCCUCUCUGAGUAAAUCUAAAGACGAGGUCAUCAAGGAAUUCAAGACAUUAGUUAGUUUAUUGACCUCCUGGACAAGAAAUACGCUGCGGGCUUCGAGGACUUCUAUAGAUGCCGUCGAAGCUUUUCCUGAGGUGGAUUUUGAUUCCAUCAAGCUUUUCACUAUAGCUAAGAGUUCCUUGCUCCAGACUAGCUCAGAGGACGUAAAUAUUGAAGAUGAUGCCUUUACCCCUCAUCCCACGAAGGACGACUGAAAGUCUGGGGGUGUUGCCCUUAGUGGUUUAUCCUAGUAGUU